GUUACAUUCCCCUCGCAACUGUUUAAUGAUGGCCGUCGAUCAUUGGAAAACAAUUUAGCAUUUUCCUCGCUUUCCAGUAGUUUUUGGUCAUUUUACCAGUGUGGUAGUUAAGGAGGACCAUCCAUGAAUACUGCAAUAGCAAAGAAAACGCAGGAAACGUUAGGGAAGGUCAUUAAGAAACCUCCCCUAACCGAGAAAUUGCUGAGCAAGCCUCCAUUCCGAUUUCUUCAUGACAUCAUUACCGAGGUUGUCAAAAAUACUGGUUUUCUCAAAGGCUUGUACACGGCUGAUGAAAUGGACUCAGCUAAAGUCAAGGAAAAAGAAGCAAAGAUCCUUUUCCUGCAAAAAGCAAUCGACGUUGUAGGUAUGAUAAAUGGACAGCUGUCUGUGCGUCCAUUAAAAAUCGUGGCUGGCCAUGAACCAGAAAAGACAAAUGAGUUCUUACAAGCAAUUGGUAUGGCAGUUUUGAGCCAAAAAAGUAGCACUGAUGCAGUUAAAAAGGUGCUAGCAGGAGAAAAGCCUGGAAAAGAACCAAGGAAUGAAACAGGAAGUGGUUGUGGUAACAAAGAUAGGCAAAUCCUAGACACAUAUUUCUUUAUUUUGCUUUUUUUUAGAAUUGGUUCAGGAAAGCAAGUUGCAAGUGUUAUUGUUGAUGAUGGCAAGGAUCAAGAUGACGAGGAUGAUACUUUUGUCGUUGAAGAUCCAAAUGCAAUUCAAAGUGACGUAGACUUGGCUCCAGCAGGAGAAGUUGCAGAAGAUGAUGGUGAACAUGGUGGUCUUGUUAGGAAAAUUCUUGAAACAAAGAAAGAACUUGAAGGUGGUGGAAACCAAGAAGCAAGACCAAAACAGGAAAGACAAGCACCAAUCAUAUCUGAUGCUGCAAGAAGAAAAGAAAGAGAGCUCGCACAGAAAGAGAUAGAAAAACUUAGAACUAGUAUCCAAACACUGACUAGAAGUGCAAAUCCACUAGGAAAAAUUAUGGACUAUAUUCAGGAAGAUAUGGAUAGCAUGCAAAAAGAAUUAGACAUUUGGCGGAGAGAAAACAAAGAACAUGAAAUAGCGUUAAGAAGAGAAGAAAGCAUAACAGAAAGUGAGAUCGCACCCUUAAAAUCACAGCUAGAAGAACUAGACACAGAAAUAACAGAAAUGGUCGACAGGAUAAGCACAGUAAAGUGUAACAUCUUGAGAAAUGACGAAAAGAUUCAGAAAAUGCUCUCUAGCGUAUCAUUAACAUCAAGAUGAAAGGGACUGCAAUGGUGCGGUGCUUGUAAAAAUGUAAAAUAAUGCUCCUUGUAAACAGCACACGGAGCUAUCAGUGUACAAAGAAACUUUCGACUCGAGUAUUUAUUUUACCAAACAAUUCCUCUCCGUGAUAGGGUCUUUGAAAAUCUAGAGUUGACAAAGAAGAUUAAGUGAAGACCUUUGUUUCUUGAGGUGAGGUAGCUAUGAGGCACCAACGAUAUACAGGCUUUAAACUACUUUAAACUACUGCCAAUUAAUAUAUGAAUAAAAAUUUGUAUCAUAUUUCAAUUCCCCUUUGCUCACCUUAAAAUCCUACCUCAGAGAACCAAGACAACGGUUUUUUGUUCAAGACAAGUUGCUAGAGGUUUGACAUUGCUUAACGGUGCUAUGUGACCGGGAAAUUUUUUUUUGCGCAGUUUCUGGUGAUCGCUUUUUCAUUGGAGGUUAAGUGAAAAAGGGUCGUAAAGUAAUUUGAUCGCUUCCUUGAGGAUUACUCAGCAACCGCAGUUGUUCCGUCUCUAUCGAUAGAUCUGUUCUAAAGAGGAAGAGUGUCGCGUCUAGCAUUUGUUGUUCUUCAAACUUUGCCGUUGGUUCUAAUCGACCUUUAAAGACUUGCUUGUCCCAAAAGCUGUUGGGAACUUUCAAUCGUUAAAUCUUGAAAAAAAAAA
Messenger RNA from Orbicella faveolata, 1910 nucleotides. RefSeq names its product intraflagellar transport protein 54-like. Gene Ontology annotation, biological process: regulation of microtubule cytoskeleton organization; intraciliary transport; cilium assembly. NCBI's taxonomy places the organism in Eukaryota, Metazoa, Cnidaria, Anthozoa, Scleractinia, Merulinidae. Gene Ontology annotation, cellular component: axoneme; ciliary basal body; intraciliary transport particle B. Gene Ontology annotation, molecular function: microtubule binding. The record is from RefSeq and is a predicted model, not a curated record.